Messenger RNA from Notechis scutatus (mainland tiger snake), 757 nucleotides. It is a transcript of the gene SELENOK, whose product is annotated as selenoprotein K. Lineage: Eukaryota; Metazoa; Chordata; Lepidosauria; Squamata; Elapidae. Gene Ontology annotation, cellular component: endoplasmic reticulum membrane; Golgi apparatus. The record is from RefSeq and is a predicted model, not a curated record. Gene Ontology annotation, biological process: calcium ion transport; endoplasmic reticulum calcium ion homeostasis.
CCAAUGGAGUCUUCCCAACGCUGACUUCCUUGUUGAAGGGGCGGAGCAAAAGAAAGAAUACCGAGGGGGUCGGCUAGGGGGAUUGCCGGGCACUCUCGGGGCGUAAACGAGGCGGCGUAAGCGAUGGUUUACAUUUCGAAUGGACAAGUUUUGGAUAACCGGAGUCGGGCUCCAUGGAGUUUGUCAUCUAUAACUGACUUCUUCUGGGGAAUAGCAGAUUUCAUAGUGAUGUUUUUUCAGAGCAUCAUUCACCCAGAUUUGAGGAGAGGCUACGCAUCUUCUUCUUCUUCAAGAUAUGACGAUGGAAGAGGACCUCCAGGAUUUCCUCGUCGUAGAAUGGGUCGAAUAACCCACUUUGGAGGUCCAAGUCCCCCACCAAUGGCUGGUGGUGGAUGAGGAAGGUAAACGCCUGCUUUAAGAAGCAGGCGUCAGACUACAUAUUUGCAUGACUAAAAGAACCUGAUCAAGAAUGCAGCAAAGGGAUCUGAAGGUUGCAAAUAUGUUGUCUAAAUGAUUUGACUGCUCUGUGAAUCAGCAGAAAAAUGAAGUUGUACUGGGAAUUCCAUUUUCUAGGAUCCAGUGUAACUGAAGUGCAGUUCUAUUAAAUGUACCUGUUUACUGUCUGUUUUAAGCCUUUUGUAUAGCUGUUGGAUAUUUUGUGCUAGUUGUAAAGUUAUGGAAAUAUAUAACUUUGCAAAAUACUGAGUUGGGAUCAUUUAAUUGUAAUCAAUAUUUUAGAAUGGACAAAUUGUGCACA